CGUUCAUGGAGGCCGCGGGAGGCGCUGGAGCCGCCUUCCUGAAAGAUAUUGUGGCCUAUGUUGAAGUAUGGUCUUCCAAAGGGACAGAGAAUUACUCAAAGACAUUUACAAAACAACUUGAGGAUAUGGGAGCAACGGUUUCAAAAACUUUCAACAAGCAAGUGACCCAUGUGAUCUUCAAAGAUGGAUAUCAGAGCACCUGGGACAAAGCCCAAAAGACAGGGGCAAAGCUGGUAUCUGUCCUCUGGGUUGAAAAAUGCAGAAUGGCUGGAGCUCAUGUCGAUGAAUCUUUGUUCCCUGCAGUGAAUACUAAUGAAAACCUACCGAGCCUAGUUAGAAGAAAACACAAGUGUAUGCAGCCCAAGGACUUUAUUCCAAAAACACCAGAAAAUGACAAAAGACUUCAAAAGAAAUUUGAGAAAAUGGCUGAAGAGCUACAAAAGCAAAAAACAGCUCUAGAUGACGGUAUUCCUAUCCUCCUGUUUGAGUCUCCUCGCUCACCUGCAUGCAGUUCCACAGUUCCCAUUAGGAGUCACGAGAGCACGAUGAAGAAGAGACUGAAAGAGAUGAAGGAGAAGAGGGAAAAUCUUUCCCCUACCUCAUCCCAGAUACUCGAACAGUCUCAACAGAAUCCAAAUAUCACUCUGUGUGAAGCAUCUUUGAAUGUUUCUCAUCAAUCUUUCAGUUCAGAUGAUUCCUUUGCCAGUCAUUCUCACUCAUCUUUUGAUGCUCUCUGUGGCGAUGAGGAAAGGAGCCUGGGAAGUUCUUCCAAUGAGAUGGCCAUGAAGGCAUGCCAUUCCUCACCUGCAUUGAGGACCAGCAGUUUUUAUGGUUUGGCGUCACCCAACUACCUCAGUCAGCCAUGUUCUCAGCAAGCUCUAGCCAGUCUUUCAAAGGAGGGUAUCAGCUGGCAGAAAGAUGCUGCAGGUACUGUAGCUGAUGUGGAGAGAAAGCAGUCUGCAGAUGUGCCUCAGGGGAUGCCUGAUGAGAAGCACUGUCUGUCUCCUCCAGUGUCUACUGGAGAAAAACGCUUGGCAUAUCCAGGACCCAAGACUUCAUCAGCAAAGAAAAAAAGGUCAGUGGACUUGGGUUCGACUCCAAAAGGAAAACUCAAGAAGAGAUGCAAUAGAAAGGCUGACCUUCCACUACAGCUGUUCAGCUCUGACCAGAGCCUACAGUUCACACCUGAGCCCAUCCCAGGGACUCUUGAUAUUGGGGCGUCUUCAUAUGAGGACUACUUUUCCCCUGAUAAUCUCAAGGAGAGAGAUUCAGAGAGACUUUCUUCUGAGACUCAGCCACUAGCAAGCUCUCUGUUCCACUGUAGAGGGCUCUCAAAGUGGGAGCGAAAAAACAUACUGGAAAUGUGUGAUUUUACUUGCAUUGGUGAAAAACCGAGAUCCAUCAGCAUUACUGACUUAAUUUCAACAAGCACUUCUAGUCUCGAGAAACUUGACAAGCAAAAAGUGAGUACAGCUUCUAGUUGCAUGCCUUUGGUGGGAACAUCUGCUAACAACAGCCCAGAGCAUUGCAGGCAGCCUGGCCCUCAGUGGAGGGAAGACACAGGCCCAGUAGGGAGCACCCGCCCUGAUGGCAUGUACAGUCCUGCUCAUCGCAUCACACCCUUGAAAGGAGAUCGAAUGGAAGCAAGAGAAGCAAUUGAUGUUAAAGGCUCCCCUGAAGAAGGCAUCGCCCCUCCUGUGUCAGCUUCUCCUGAAGGCAAAGCACAUAGCAGUGAUCUCAGUUUUGGAGCAAGUUGUAAUGUAGAAAAGUCUGAAGAAGAAAAGAACGCAUCCACAGGACGUAGUGAAAGUAUUAAAAAUGGACCAAUGAGGCCAGAUACUUCAGAGAGCUCAUGUACAGGCCUUGUCAGACCUCAAAAGAGACCAAAGACACAUGGGAAAGAAAUGAAGCCAAUGAGAACAUUAGUCAUGACAAGCAUGCCAUCUGAGAAGCAGGAACUUAUCAUCCAGGUGGUGAACGCACUGAAAGGCUUUUCCUUCUCACCCGAGGUCUGCGAGUCCACCACCCACGUGCUGGUGGGGAAUGUUGUCCGCACCCUCAACGUGUUGAUGGGGAUUGCACGAGGCUGCUGGAUUAUUUCCUACGAAUGGGUACUGUACUCUUUAGAAUGGGGUCACUGGAUUUCUGAGGAGCCUUUUGAACUCUCCGAAACCUUUCCUGCAGCUCUGAUCUGCCGACUUGAACGCCAGUUGUCCACUCAGCAGUACCAAGGAACCCUCUUUGCCAAUCAGCCAAAGAUAUUCAUCGCACCAGCCAGCAGCCCCCCCAGAGCCAAGCUGUGCGAACUGGUACGCCUGUGUGGUGGCCAAGUCAGCCCAGCCCCUCAGCUGGCCAGCCUCAUCAUUGGUCCCUACAGUGGCAAGAAGGAAGAAAGGAUCCAGUACCUGUCAGAGAAAUGGGUCUUAGAUUCAAUCACCCAGCACAAGGUGUGUGACUUUAAAAACUACCAGUUGCUACAAUGAUACACCUGUGGCUGCUGUCCUCAACACUCAAGAAAGACAGCUGCGGAGAGGAGGAACCAACGUACAAUUUAAGGCUUGAUGUCAGAUGUCACAUGUUACCUUCUAUACUGUGGUUUUCAUCUUCAGUAUGUGUGUAUGGGCGUGUCCGCAUGAGUGCGUGCGUACGUACAUACGUACGUGCGUGCUUGCGUGCGGUGCUGGAGAUUGAAUCCAGGGCUUGCUAAGCAAGCGCUUUACCUACAUUUAUCUUAAAAACCCUUUUGUGUAACUUACUCACGACUCAUAUUGUGUUUCAGAGAAGUAUUGGCCUACACCCAUUGGGUUCUUUAUACAGUACUACUAAUAAUCAUGAUGAAAACAAAAGGUCACAGAACCUUUAUCUGCAGGACACUUUGCUCCCAGUUAUAGAAUGGAGAUUGAUUUAAAUCGCUUUAGUUCUAAACAGGCUAACUUUCCUGGCUUAGACUCUGAGAUCUUUAUUAGUGUGUUUUAUCUUUAUAGGAAGGACAAUCACACAUUAUUAAGAUGCAUUUAUGUCUCUGAGAUGCCUUUCAGAGAAGGAAGACAGUGUGAACAUUUUGUACAGUGACAGCACUUACCUUCUGAGUGGCUACCAUUCAGCCUCAACUGGCUCUUCCGAGGUUCCCUAAGGAAAGCCAGCUACUGGGGCUGAGUUAUGUCAAUGGUGUCCAACCCAGGGCCCGUGUGUCCAACUUGCCUAAGGAUGCCUAUGAUAUGACUAAUACAAAAUUAUAAACUUACUA
Messenger RNA from Psammomys obesus (fat sand rat), 3247 nucleotides. RefSeq names its product microcephalin 1 (gene Mcph1). Gene Ontology annotation, biological process: cerebral cortex development; mitotic cell cycle. Lineage: Eukaryota; Metazoa; Chordata; Mammalia; Rodentia; Muridae. The record is from RefSeq and is a predicted model, not a curated record. The transcript has 14 exons. The coding region runs from base 6 to 2483 and encodes 825 amino acids.